Messenger RNA from Durio zibethinus, 3306 nucleotides. RefSeq lists its product as uncharacterized. The record is from RefSeq and is a predicted model, not a curated record. Lineage: Eukaryota; Viridiplantae; Streptophyta; Magnoliopsida; Malvales; Malvaceae. Gene Ontology annotation, molecular function: ATP binding; protein kinase activity. Gene Ontology annotation, biological process: protein phosphorylation.
AAGGUAUUUAUAUGAACUAAUUGGAUUAAGUUCUUGAUAGGAAGUAACCUUUUUACUGAGUAUUAAGAUAGAUCAUAGGUGAGACUAACACUUGUUUUUUUCAGACAGAUGAGCUUAUCAAUUGAAACAAUCUGUGCUGUCCAAAAAAAGGUAACUGCAAAUUAAAUAUUACUAAUGGUGACUUGAAGUAAACUACAUGAUCACAGUAGUAAAACCAGCUUCCCGUUAAGUUUUAUUUCACAUUGAAUAAUCAUAUCCAGCUGGGGACAGACAAAGCUAGUACAGUCACCAUUUAAAUAAGAAACAAGUAAUUUAUUCUCAUGGAGAAGAUUCCUAGAUGGCUUUGAUUUCAUCCAUAACCCUGUCUUCUCUUGGAAGCAAACAUAGAAAACAUCAAUUUUUGUAAGCAAAAGCAAGGAUAUAUCCUUCCAGUACAACAGAAAGAAAUUCCAGGGCCAGGGCUUGGAUAUUCGAAUAUACGCUUGAAUUUACUUCCAGAGAUGCUUGCUUGGAUUGACCACCAACCUCUCCUCUACGAUUUUCUUUAAACCAUCUUCUUCAAUUGUUACACAGAAGCAGUUCAUUAUCAAUGUGAAGGAACUGAUUUUUUUUGGGCUUGUUCUUCUUUUUUCUCAUAUUUCUUCUGAUAUUAUCUCUUGUUUCUGAUAUAGUCUACAAAUUAAAACUUUUAGAAUCAAAAAGAAUACUGAACUAGAUUUCAUAUUGCUAAACUGUAUAAAAGUUUUAAACUGCUGAUGCCUUCCUGGGCCAAAUGCUUUAGAUUUCAUAGAACCAAAAUUAUAACUGCAAAGCUCUUUAAUUAGCAGAAAACUGAAAGAGCAUCUGACACAAGUAAACUCCGUGUAUUUGAAAAUUUUUGUAUAUCUUCUACUUGGUUUUGUUUUUUCGAACAUAACAUCACACUGUAAAAUAGUUGUGACAAGUUCAACCAUAGUAAUCAUGACAACAGGAGCUGAAAGAGUGGUGGUGAUCCUGGAUGCAUCAAAGGAACUAAGUCUGAGCACAAUCAGAUGGCCCCUGCUAGGCUUAUCACUUAAGUCUGGAGACAAGCUUAUAAUUCUUGGAAUUAUUCACCAGGUUAAUAAUCCUAGUAUGUUAUCUUUCAUGGGAGCUGGAAAACUCAUGGGGUUUAGAACCAAGUUGGAUCCCAGUUCAAUGUUUGGAACAAACAAAAAGAUCACUGGAGAAGAAACUGAAAGAAAGAAAGAACAGUACCAAAAGAAUGCUGAGAUAGAGAAAAUAUCCAAACAAUGCAAAAACGAGCAGAUAGAAUUCCGGGUAGAGAUGCUAGCUGGUUCUUCUUUAAAGGUAGUUGCUUCAAGAGCUGUGAGAAGAUUUCAUGCAACAUGGUUAGUACUUGACAGGCACAUGAAGAAUGAUGAGAGGUACUUUGUAGAGAACCUAUCAUGUAAUAUGGUAAGGAUAAAGAAAGAUAACAAAGUUAAAAAGUUAAGAGGACCGGCUGGAAGGGAUGACCGCAAACCGCCUGCUGCGAGGAAAAGCAUCGUAACAUAUGCUGAAAUGAUUCCCGCAACUAGCCCCAGCAAAGUACAGCCUCCUCGAAAAUUUCAAAGUGUUCAGAACAGCAUCUCAGUGAAAGAACGAGGAGGUGAAGGUAGUGGAGAGCAACCGUGGCAUGGUAAUAGGAAAUCCACCUCACAUUCAGCUUCAACUUCCAGCCGUGCAAGUAAUAGAGCAUCAACUUCGGGUUAUAACGAGUCAAAGUACUCUUCCUCACAUUUUCAUGAUGAAGAACACACUACAACUAUAGCGCUGGAAACCGGAGGAGAGCUUUCCCCGAUAUCCAUCAAUGAAAGUGGAGACCAGAAAGACUUUUAUGGUCCAGAUGAAAAUCAGAAGCUACAUAACCACAAUGAUGAUUGGAUGGGGGGAAAUCCAGGGGAUCAGGAAUUAAAAAAUUCCGUUUGCUUAACAUGCAAUAAUAGAAGACCAAAGUUAGGGUCGAUGAGAGAAUUCAGUUAUGCAGAGCUUCAAGCUGCUACAGAGGGGUUCAAUGCAAAGAAUUUCCUAUCAGAAGGUGGAUUUGGCUCUGUCUACAGGGGAGAGAUAAAUGGGAUGAAGAUUGCUGUAAAGCAACAUAAAUAUAAUGCAAGCCUCCAAGGAGAGAAAGAAUUCAAGUCUGAAGUUCAGGUACUUGGGACAGCUAGAAAUGAGAAUUUGGUCAUGCUCGUAGGGUAUUGCUCUGAAAGAAACCACAGGUUACUUGUCUAUGAAUUUGUCUGCAAUGGUUCACUGGACCUUCAUUUAUCAAAGCACACGAGACAACCUCUUAGUUGGGAAAAGAGGGUGAAGAUAGCAUUGGGAGCUGCUAAGGGCUUAAAAUAUUUGCAUGAAAAAAAUAUCAUCCACAGAGACAUGAGACCAAACAACAUCCUAGUAACACAUGAAUUUGAGCCUCUGCUAGGGGAUUUUGGCUUGGCACGAACUCAACAUGAAGGCUCGGAUCAGUCAUCAGAGGCAAUAACAAGAGUUGUAGGAACUCUAGGAUACUUGGCACCGGAAUACGCCGAAUGUGGCAAAGUUUCAACCAAGACAGAUGUUUAUUCCUUUGGAGUGGUCUUGUUACAGCUCAUCACUGGAAUGAAGACGACAGACGAAAGACUUGGAGGGAAAAGUCUUGUUGGUUGGGCAAGACCACUACUAAAAGACCGGAACUACCCAGAUUUAAUUGACCCCAGGAUCCUAGAGUCGCAUGAUGUCCAUCAACUCUUUUGGAUGGUUCGAGUAGCUGAAAAGUGUCUAAGUAAGGAUCCUCGGAAGAGAUUAACAAUGGACAAGGUGGUUUAUGCUUUAAACUACAUAAUGGAUUGUGACAACAGUUGCUGCCUCAGAAACUUCUCACCAACACAAUCAGAUACAGUGAGCAGAGACUCGUGUGAGUCACAAGCACAACCUCCAAUAGAAACUACCUCAGUAAGUAGCCUGAGUCAAUUUAGUGAAAGACUUCCAGCAUCACUUUCCAUUUCAAGAAAAUCAAGUUCAUCCACCCUUUAUGAUGAACCAGCAUCCAGCAGUGGGAGUGGUCAUGAAAGAUAUCUAUGAUUUGAAGGCGGUUUCUUACCAUGACCCAAUCUUCUGAAUCAAUGGUGUUUCUCUUGGAAAUGAUUCGUGCUCCAUUCAUUCUUGUUCUUACAUGAUGUAUGAAUGAAUGAUGUAUCAAAUGUCAAUUAGGACCCUUUUUUGUUAUGAAGUUAAUCACUCUCAAGUCUCAAUGGAUAUUUAUUAUUCAAUCACCUUCAGGAACAUGAUUCAAUCACUCUCAGA